This is a messenger RNA of Cynocephalus volans (Philippine flying lemur), 457 nucleotides long. Its product is annotated as zinc finger protein 717-like. The record is from RefSeq and is a predicted model, not a curated record. Bases 53 to 457 code for a protein of 134 amino acids. Gene Ontology annotation, biological process: regulation of DNA-templated transcription. The transcript is spliced from 6 exons. Lineage: Eukaryota; Metazoa; Chordata; Mammalia; Dermoptera; Cynocephalidae.
UUCUCAGAGCCUGGGUUUGGAUUGCGCGUCCCUGAAGCUGCCAGAGUGUCCUAUGCAUUUCCAAGAGCAACAAAAGAUGAAUAAUUCUCUGGAAUUGGUGUCAUUUGAGGAUGUGGCUGUGGACUUCACCUGGGAGGAGUGGCAGGACUUGAAUGAUGCUCAGAGGACUUUGUACAAGGAUGUGAUGCUGGAGACCUACAGCAGCCUGGUGUCUUUGGGGUACUGCAUUAGUGAACCUGAAGUGUUCCCCAGGUUGGAGAAAGGAGCAGAGCCACGGAUGAUCAAAGAACACCCAAACCAGAGCCUCCCAGAUUUUCAGGUAGUUAAUGACCUAAUUAAGAGCAGCCGAGAAAGUCAUGGUAGAUACUUGUGGCAAGGUGUAAUCCUCAAUGGGAACCGAUCAACUGAGGAGAGAGUUGAUUUAGGAAAAUCAUUUAAUUUGAAUUCAAAAGACUGA